This is a messenger RNA of Camellia sinensis, 1764 nucleotides long. Its product is annotated as delta(8)-fatty-acid desaturase. Gene Ontology annotation, cellular component: membrane. The record is from RefSeq and is a predicted model, not a curated record. Gene Ontology annotation, biological process: lipid metabolic process. Lineage: Eukaryota; Viridiplantae; Streptophyta; Magnoliopsida; Ericales; Theaceae. Gene Ontology annotation, molecular function: oxidoreductase activity, acting on paired donors, with oxidation of a pair of donors resulting in the reduction of molecular oxygen to two molecules of water.
CUCUCUCUCUCUCUCUCUCUCUCUCAAAAUCUAGAUCUGAAAUUCAAAACCCAGAAUUUACAGAACAAAAAACCAACAAAAAAAAAAAAGAAGAAAAAAACGUUAUAUAUAUAUAUCAUCACAAUCGAUUCAAAUCAUCAAAACAAAACACCCCAUUCAGGGGUUGUUUUGAUCAUUGAAUAGACAUAUAUAUAUAUAUAUAUAUAUCGUGUUGUUGUUGUUGUUGUAGUUGUAAUAGUUUUGAUAAUGGAGGUUAAGAAAAAGUACAUAACCCAAGAAGAGUUGAAGAAACACAACAAGCCAGGUGAUUUGUGGAUCUCAAUCCAAGGAAAAGUUUACAAUGUCACGGAUUGGGCUAACCAACACCCGGGUGGGGAUAUCCCACUCCUGAAUUUGUCUGGCCAAGACGCCACAGACGCUUUCAUUGCUUUCCAUCCAGGUACUGCUUGGAAACACCUUGAUAAUCUCUUCACUGGUUACCACUUAAUCGAUUUCGAGGUCUCCGAGGUCUCUAAAGAUUAUCGGAGACUCGCUUCCGAGUUCACGAAAGCUGGAAUGUUCGAGAAAAAAGAACACACUGUGAUUUACUCUCUCUGUUUCGUUGUUUUUCUCUUUGUUUCUGCGAUUUCUGGUGUCCUUUGUUCAGAUAGUUUCUGGGUUCAUAUGGGUUGUGGUGGAUUGUUAGGUUUUGCUUGGGUUCAAGUAACCUAUCUAGGUCAUGAUUCAGGGCAUUAUAAUAUUAUGACGAGUCGUGGGUUUAACAAUUUGGUUCAAAUUCUAACUGGGAAUUGCUUAACUGGGAUCAGCAUUGCUUGGUGGAAGUGGACUCACAAUGCUCACCACAUUGCUUGUAAUAGUCUUGAUUAUGAUCCUGAUCUUCAACAUCUCCCUUUUUUCGCUGUGUCUACGAGCUUGUUCAAAUCGAUAACUUCGUGUUUUUACGAUAGAGAAUUGACAUUUGAUCCCGUUGCUAAGUUCUUUGUGAGUUAUCAGCAUUAUACAUUUUACCCUGUCAUGUGUGUGGGUCGAAUUAACCUGUUUUUACAGACCUUUUUGUUGUUGUUUUCGAACCGAAAAGUACCCAAUAGAGCUAUGAACAUAUUGGGAAUACUUGUGUUUUGGACAUGGUUUCCUCUUCUUGUUUCUUGCUUACCCAAUUGGACAGAGAGGGUGUUGUUUGUGCUUGUGAGCUUUAUUGUGACCUCAAUUCAGCACAUUCAGUUCUGUUUGAAUCAUUUUUCGGCUAAUGUUUAUGUCGGACCACCUAAGGGGGACAAUUGGUUUGAGAAACAGACGAGUGGGACGAUUGAUAUAUCGUGCUCGGCUUGGAUGGAUUGGUUCCAUGGUGGUUUGCAAUUUCAGCUAGAACACCACUUGUUCCCUCGUUUGCCCCGGUGCCAUUUGAGGAGGAUAUCUCCGCUCGUGAGAGACCUUUGCAAGAAGCACAAUUUGCCUUAUAGAAGCUUGACUUUUUACGAGGCUAAUGUGUCAACGAUCAAGACUCUUAGGGAUGCGGCGAUGCAGGCUCGGAAUUUGCUAUGGGAUGCUGUCAAUACUCAUGGCUGAGGUUGAUCAUGAUUUAUGAAUAAUCCACCAGAAGCUUUAUGAGGGUAAAUUUGAUUUUGUAUUUUUUUUUCUUCGAGUUGAGGCAUCCAGGAUAAACAAUUUUUUUUUCUUAUAUGUUGUCUUUUUGUUUCUUAGAUGUUAUUUGGAUUCAAUUUGUUAUCAAGUUUUUUACAUAUACUCUGCUUCUGAUUGAUUUUA